CGAAAUGGUUACUCAGUAUCGCACCCUGUAUAUGGAGAAUAGAGCGGAUACAUUGGAAGCAUUGGAUGGUCUGCCGCAGCUAAAGCACAUUCACAAUCUGAAAGCGAAAAUACUUUUCUCAAUAAUUGUGUUAUCAUUUCGCCUGUGUCAUGGCAUGCGCGAAAGGAAAGUGGUGGAGGUUCGUCGAACUCUAAAUUGUUCCGUGGAUGCAUCAAACGAGAUCACACUCACCUUAGAUCGAUCAGUGCGAGCCUAUUUGCACGAAACUGUGGAAUCUUUUCCUCUGGGCGAAAUUGAACGCUCGGUUUUCAAUCAAGUACUUUCCACACUACAUGAAUAUCCAUGCCUGGAAUCGUGCAUAGCCCUCACACACUUUGUCAGCGCUUGCGUUCGUCUAGCUUGGCGCAUGAUUAAUCAGAAGUCACCAUAUUAUCUUGACGGCGAUUUCACUCUUGGCUUUCUGCGUCCAGAGAAACACGAACGCCACCCACAGUCUGAUCGCCGCUCUGAUCUUAUCAAAUCCUUCUUUUGGCCAGCUCUUAUGCAGAACAAUCGUUGCGUAUUCAAAGCGGUCGUAGCCACUUAGCCUAGCUCUUUCGGAAUAGUAGCAUG
Rhagoletis zephyria (snowberry fruit fly) is the source of this 612-nucleotide messenger RNA. RefSeq lists its product as uncharacterized. Gene Ontology annotation, cellular component: mitochondrial outer membrane. Lineage: Eukaryota; Metazoa; Arthropoda; Insecta; Diptera; Tephritidae. The record is from RefSeq and is a predicted model, not a curated record. Gene Ontology annotation, biological process: mitophagy by internal vacuole formation; mitochondrial protein catabolic process.